Molecule: messenger RNA, 1642 nt
Organism: Actinia tenebrosa (Australian red waratah sea anemone)
Lineage: Eukaryota; Metazoa; Cnidaria; Anthozoa; Actiniaria; Actiniidae
Product: actin-related protein 6
Source: RefSeq, a predicted model, not a curated record
UCCAAGAUGGCGGUUCUUGUAGUCGAUAAUGGAGCAUAUGCUGCGAAGAUAGGAUUCAAUAGCUCGGAAACUCCAAGAGUGAUUCCCAAUUCCAUAUUUAAAGCCAAGAGUGAGAGACGAAGAGCUUUCAUUGGAGACCAAAUAGAAGAAUGCAAGGAUUUUUCUGGUUUAUUUUAUCUGCUUCCAUUCAAUAAAGGCUACCUUGUCAACUGGGAUAUUGAGAAACAGAUAUGGGAUCACAUGUUUGGAAAAGAGGGCUUGCAGGUGAACUUUCAAGAAACAACUUUACUUAUAACAGAGCCACAGUUCAACCUCCCUUCUAUAAAGGAAGCAAUGGAUGAAAUAAUAUUUGAAGAUUAUAACUUCCACGCUCUUUCCAGGUCUUCAGCUCCACAGCUCAGUGCAUACAAGAGCCAUCAAGAGGAAACACAAAAGCACUUGGUCUGUUUAGUCAUAGAUGCAGGAUUUUCCUUCACACAUAUCGUCCCAGUAUUUAAUGGCAAGAUUAUCAAAAAAGCUGUCAGAAGGAUAAAUGUAGGAGGCAAGCUGUUAACCAAUCACCUUAAAGAAAUCAUUUCCUAUCGGCAGCUUCAUGUUUUGGAUGAGACCUAUGUCAUAAAUCAGUUAAAAGAAGACACCUGUUAUGUCACAAAUCAGUUUUAUAAGGAUAUGGAUAUUUGCAGAUUAAAGGGUCAAGAGAAUACCAUUGUCAGAGAUUAUGUUUUACCUGAUUAUAGUCAGAUCAAAAGGGGAUACAUCAAGCCUUUGGAUGAAAUGUGGGAUUCUUCAAAGAAGAAAGAUAAUGAACAGAUUCUCAGGAUGAAUAAUGAACGUUUUUCAGUACCUGAGAUUUUGUUUCAUCCAUCUGAUAUUGGAAUACAAGAAAUGGGUAUUGCAGAAGCAGUUAUCCAUUCCAUGAGUGCCAUUCCUUUAGAUAUGCAACCACAUUUCUACAUGAACAUUCUGCUGACCGGAGGCUGUAGUCUUUUCCCAGGCUUUAAAGAAAGAGUAUUCCAAGAUGUCCGUUCUCUUGCUCCUUGUGAUUUUGAUGUGGCUGUCUACCAACCAAUCAACCCUGUAACCUAUGGAUGGGAUGGAGGUAUUGCCUUGUCCAAAACAGAAACAUUUACCAAAAAGAUGUGUGUUACAAAAGCUGAAUAUGAAGAACAUGGCAAAAAUAUAUGUAAAGAACGGUUCGAUUCCUAGUGUUUUUAUUGACAAAUGUAUGAUGUGCCAUUUGUAAAGACAUUUAUUAAAUGGAAGAGGCAUUUUUGAGGAAGUGAAGAGUUUGCAGAUAAGCUGAUGCUAGUCAAUCAUGUAGAUUAUAAAGGCAAAAGCAACAAAAUCCACACUGUGUCAGGAAAGACAGUUGAAAACAGGCAGGCAAAGGGGAAGGUGACGAGAGGAGAGUCAAGAGAAAACAAGGCAAAUGGAAGAUAAUAUGAAACAAGAGGAGAGGAGAGAGAAAAAUGGGAGAGGAAAGUGUAUGAGAGGAAAAAUGGAAAGGAAUCCAUGAAGAAAGAUACUGGAACUAGAAAGGAAUGAAUAGGAUUCUAAUAAUGUAAAAUACAAUAUGUACAAAUAAAUGUAGUUCAUUCUUUAUCCAAAACAAACCAUUUCAUUAAAAACAUUGAUUCAUUAA